Molecule: messenger RNA, 2442 nt
Organism: Kwoniella mangroviensis CBS 8507
Lineage: Eukaryota; Fungi; Basidiomycota; Tremellomycetes; Tremellales; Cryptococcaceae
Exons: 8
Coding region: 1-2442 (813 amino acids)
Source: RefSeq, a predicted model, not a curated record
AUGAUCGAUUCAUUCAAUCAGACUAUCACAAAAACGGACAAUGCGACACUCUCUCAAGACCAAAAUCAAGAUUCCGAUUCAAGUAUCUCGUUGAUCGAGAUCAUAUUAUCGGAUGUACCAUUCUUAGCAUUAGGUUUCUUAGGUCUAACAAUCAUUACUUUUUAUUCAACAUUUAAUCGAUCUAACAAACGUAUCUUAUUGCUCGAAAUAUCAUCUUUGACAGCAUGUUUCGCCUCGUUGCUCAAUCUCAUAGGAAUGUUUUACAAUCAAGAUCAAGUGGCGUUUUUCAAUUUUCAGAAUAUCCAAGAAGAAAGUUUGAGAAGAUUUAUAUUGGGUAUGUUGGGUGUUAAACAGGUUUUGUUGGCUAUAUCAACAGGAACGAAAUUGUUAUACUUUCACAUGUCUUUAGAGAAGAUGCGUAGACAACAAAACCCAUUUUCCGACAACACGAUCGAAUCGGGUGGUGGCGGUAUACGAAAUGAGAAACGGCCUAAAUCAUUCACAGAGAUGAUUCAAGAGGGUAACCGAACAUAUUGCGAUGCCAUGGACGGUAGAGACUCUCAGUGUAUCUUGGGUAAAUUGGCAAGACUGUCUAUCGUCUUGACUAUAUUCACUGUUUUUGUUCUCGACCUCUUUUGGAGGAUAGGUUUCCUAUUUGAUCUCUCCCAGGCAUCCCUAUAUCGACGAAUCAAUAUUGCCGGAUUCUCACUUCAGCUUAUACUUUAUCUGAUAUUCAGCUCUUGUCCUAUCCAUCACUUACUGCAGACUUCCCCGAGUUUUAGGAAGAACGUUCUGAGACAAUACGGCGGAUUGAUCGGAGGAAUAUCUCUGGGCGUGGUAGUGGUCAUUGUAUCUUUGGCCGCUUUGGGUUUCUCAGAAAGAGUGAUAGGUAGAUUGUUCCAGGGUGUUCAGCUGUACGUUUUGAUAACGUCGCAGAUGAUCUUGGAUUUCACUCCUAUUUUCAAUACCAAAUCUGGUUCUGGACCUAUGACCAAUGAUCAGGAUGUGAAUGAUCAUUACAACAGUCAAAAAUCAUUCGAAGUGUUAUCAAUACCCGAUGCAUCUACAUUCCGAGUCUCCCCUCCAUCAAUCAGCACCCCUUCUCUCCACCCUAUUCAAAGCGGAGGAAAGAGGGUAUCUUUCAUACCCACCUUCACUUCCCGUCGACCCUUCUCAAGUAAUCACGAUCAUGAGCUUCCUCGUAAUAUCGACCGAAGAUCCCGUACAUCCGUUUCAUCGAGAAUCAAAACAUGGGUUUUAUCUGGUCACCCAUCUCACUCUCUUCCUCAUUCUGAGGAAGAAGUAGAAGGUAGAUAUUUGACUGUACCAAGUAUCCAACGAUCAUCCAGUUCUACCAAUCAGGAAGGUACUUACGAAACUCAUCAGAAUACAUUCGGGAGAGGGCCAACCCCUCCUCCUAAGUCGAGGAACAGAAUUUCGGGAUCUAUGGAACCUGCUCGUCGAUCUUCUCAAACUAUAUUUAAUACCCUCACUCGAUUCUCUCACGGACAAUUCGACGGGAUUCAAGAUUUGAUAGGUAUAAGACGAACGGCAUCUUCUCCAGGUGCGAGGAAGUUGGUCUUAGGUUCUGAGAUGGGUGAUGGUGAGGGAUUACCUAGUUCAGGUGAUCAAUCGAGAGGUAGUGGAGGAAGUGGAUUAUUAGAUAUGCCUUUGAAUUUCCCUAGACCACCUUCAAGAUCUGCAUCCCUCCCUGGAGUAGGGGUGAAGGAUCCCUUAAUGGAUCUCGAAAGUAUGAAUGUGGAUGAUUUGCCUUUACCCAAUAGACUGUUUGUGAAAGAACAACAGAUCGAAAUGAAAAAUAAGGGACAUGGGAGGAUGAGAUCUGAUAUGACCCAUAUUAACGUGACUAGCUUUAUUGAAGGUGGAUCGUCAAGAAUCGAUAGUAUGAGCUCAAGCAAUCCUUCGAAUCAAGAUCAAUACCAAAGUAUAUCAUCGUUAAUCCAGCCCUCUGACUGGAUGAGAAAGACCUAUCGAUCAGAAUUAUCUCAAGUACCCUCAGCGACCCUGACUCUAUCUUCAGAGGCACCUACUGAGAUCUAUCUACCCAUCCCACCGUCAAAGGCUUUAUCACCAACGACAAGUCGGAGUGGAAGUGGGACUGCAAGUGAAGAAAAUACACCGACAUACUCGAUUCACGAUGUGAGAGAAGCAAAGAUAAGUAGAGUAUUGAUGAGAUCUAAUAGUCAACCUCUACUUUCGACAAAUACUUCCUCGUCAAGCAUUCCAAUCAAAUUUGAAAAUGAUCCUCUUCCUUUCGGGCGACAAAGAUCAAAUAAUUCAAACUUCAAUCUACCAAUGCCUGAAUCACCGACAUUACCUUCUUCUGCGAAUAGUUUUGGAAAUUCUAGUGGUCAGGUCAAAAUGGCAAGAGCAGCUACGACAGGUCAGGAAUGGUACAAAAAGAAAUAUGGAGUCAUAUAG